AUUGUGAUCAAAGAGUCACUACGUUCUAUUGUGAUUUUAUCACGGCAUCGCCUUGUUUAUAAACCACAUAUACAGAUUAAAUUCUCAACUGUAGUGUGACAAAUAGGGCCCGGCCGUAUGUUACGAAUUUAUCGUUUCAACGUAACUUUCAUACUAUAGAACUUUUAGAUUAGUUCGUGUAAGUAGCUAAAAUCUGUGAUAGUGAUUCUAUAAACUUGGAUUCAAGCAGCAUACUUAUUGAGUAAAAUGGAUGAUAAAGAAGCGAAAAAGGAGGAAAAGAAACCUAUUGUAGUAAAAAAUGCUACCGACCUGCAGAGGCUGAAGUUGGAAAAACUCAUGAAGAACCCUGAGAAACCAGUAGUCAUACCAGAACCACCAAAGCAGAAGACCCUAGCAGCACCUCCAGACUUUGUCCGCAAUGUGAUGGGCUCCAGUGCAGGUGCGGGUUCAGGAGAGUUCCAUGUUUACCGCCACUUGAGAAGGAAAGAAUAUGCAAGACAAAAGUUUAUUCAGGAAAAAAGUGAAAAAGAAAAACUAGAUGAGGAGUAUCAUAAGAAGAUAGAAGAAAACAGGAAAGCAGCUGAGCAAAAAACUGCCAAAAAAAGAGCCAAAAGGUUGAAACAAAAAAUGAAGGCAAAACUUAAGGGUAAAAAGCCUAAAACAAAUAAUACUGGUAAUAAUUCCUCCCAAUCUGAUAGUGAUAGCAACAGUGAGGAUGAAGCAAAUGAAAAUGAGGAGGGCGAAAAUAAAGACUCAAGUGAAAACAAAAAAGAAGAAACUGUGAAGCAAUAAAUAAAUAAAUAUUAUGCUACAUUAAUUACACAAAUUGACUAAGCCCCACAGUAAGAUCAAGAAGGCUUGUGUUGAGGGUACUUAGACAACGAUAUAUAUAAUAUGUAAAUAUUUAUAAAUAGUUAAAUACAUAGAAAACACCCAUGACUCAGGAACAAAUAUCCAUGCUCAUCACACAAAUAAAUGCCCUUACCAGGAUUUGAACCCGGGACCAUCAGCUUCGUAGGCAGGGUCACUACCCACUAGGCCAAACUGGUCGUCAAAUAGUGUGUGUCCACAUACAUUAAAAUAAUUGUAAUAUUAAGUACAAACCCACUAAAAAUAAAAAAAAUGAUUGAAUUAAUUUGUUACAUCCUUAAACUUAGAAUUUUACAACUGGAGUCGCCUUUAAGAGCUUACCCCUCUGUCAAAAACCUUGGCCAAUGGUAUGUUACAUACAAAUAGCCAUACAUUGGACAUGUCCCUCACAUGCAAAAAUUGGCAGUCUGUACAGACAAGGCGACUCCGGCUGUUAAAUUCUGUAAGUCCUUACAUUCAAAAUAGUAUAUAAUAUAUAAUAGAAUGAAUCCAGAAAAAGUUUAUUAACCAUUUAAAUUACAAAUUUAAUAAUUCAUUUACUUCUUAUUCUGACGGCUGCCAUGAAUACAAUCUUCUUACACUUGAAAAUAGAUGCAAGUUGGCAGACAUGAACCUCCUUUUUGAUAUCGUUCGAAAACCAUCUUGAUUGCCCUGAGCUACUGUGUGGCAUAUUAUUUCGGGUUCCUAAACAUCGCACCAGGUAUACCACCCUCUUUCAAGUCUCACUACACUCCACUAACUACGGCGCAAAUGCCGUACUAUCUCGCAUUCACCAUCUUUACAAUCAGGGAUUUGAGUCAACGAAUCCUUUUAAUAUGGCCCUAAAAAUAAGUUUAAAAAUGACGUAUUAGAUAUAUUACUUAACAAAAAAGUUGAAUAUAAUAAUUUUUUAGUGUUUUAAUAGGUUUACUGUAGGAGUACUGCAUCAUUGGCAUCUUGGCUUAAAACAUAUUUUGGUAUUUGAUGCAAGGGAUGGUCCCUAACCAAGCACAUUACAUAAAAUGUAGUAAGUAUUACAGUUAAGAUCUUUGGGUAAAAGCGUGAUCACUUAAAUUAUUUACAAGUGCAAUAUGUAUAAAUUAAAACAACUAUUAACGUUAAUACACACCUAAUACUUUAAUGUGUCCAUACCUCUAACAUCAAUUUUCAUGUUGAUUGUUACUGUGGGCUUGCACAGUUUCACUUUAAAUAUUACUUACUUUGUUUUACUAAUAAUAUAUCUGUAUAUUAUCUUGCAACCAACGGAUAACUGUUAUUGGCCUUGUACAGUCUCAUUACUGUACAUGCUUACGUUGCGAUAAACUAUAGCGUAAGCCCUACGUGAUGCAUACGUCAUGUGACAUUAAGAAAAUAGAAAAUAGAUUAAUUAACGCACAAUAGAAAUGUCAAGGGUAUGAAUCAUCUAAGAAAUUAUAAUUAUAUUUAAUAUUGUUAAAUGUCACCUAAAUGCCAUGCACGUAGACAGCCACUAUAUAAACCCUGGUUUUCCUCAAUAAAUCGUUCAGUAACCAUCCAA
Messenger RNA from Cydia pomonella (codling moth), 2386 nucleotides. Its product is annotated as PRKR-interacting protein 1 homolog. Gene Ontology annotation, biological process: negative regulation of protein kinase activity. Gene Ontology annotation, molecular function: protein kinase binding; double-stranded RNA binding; protein kinase inhibitor activity. Lineage: Eukaryota; Metazoa; Arthropoda; Insecta; Lepidoptera; Tortricidae. The transcript is spliced from 3 exons. The record is from RefSeq and is a predicted model, not a curated record. The coding region runs from base 247 to 792 and encodes 181 amino acids. Gene Ontology annotation, cellular component: nucleolus.